Messenger RNA from Leucoraja erinaceus (little skate), 2325 nucleotides. It is a transcript of the gene ccny, whose product is annotated as cyclin Y. NCBI's taxonomy places the organism in Eukaryota, Metazoa, Chordata, Chondrichthyes, Rajiformes, Rajidae. Gene Ontology annotation, cellular component: plasma membrane; cytoplasmic cyclin-dependent protein kinase holoenzyme complex. The record is from RefSeq and is a predicted model, not a curated record. The coding region runs from base 1375 to 2310 and encodes 311 amino acids. Gene Ontology annotation, molecular function: cyclin-dependent protein serine/threonine kinase activator activity; protein kinase binding. Gene Ontology annotation, biological process: regulation of canonical Wnt signaling pathway; regulation of cyclin-dependent protein serine/threonine kinase activity. The transcript is spliced from 9 exons.
GGCUGUGGAGCACAGAGAUUGGGAUGGGGAGAAAGUGGAAUCUACAGUAUUUUGCUUAGGAAGGGUCUCUACCCGAAAUGUCACCUAUUCCUUUCCUCCAGAGAUGCUCCCUGUCCCGCUGAGUUGCUCCAGCUUUUUGUGUCUAUCUUCAGUUUAAACCAGCAUCUGCAGUUCCUUCCUACAAAUUUCGGGUCACUCCAGCUUUUUGCGUCUACCUUCAGUAUUUAGCUUUUGGCCCACCUUAACAAAAUACCAUUGUAACCACGUCCUGUCUUUCUGCUGACUGGAUAGCCAAACAACAAAGACAAAAAAGCUUUUCACCCUACCUCGGUACACGUGACAAUAAACUAAAAACUGAAAGUAGGCACGCUGGUUAGAAACUGCACUUAUUCUGGGUUAAAGAUAGAUACAAAAACGCUGGAGUAACUCAGUGGGACUGGCGGUGUCUCUGGAGAGAAGGAGUGGGCGACGUUUCGGGUCGAGACCCUUCUUCAGACUGGGAAACGAGAGAUAUAGCUGGUGAGUGGAGUGGGGGUCCCUUCUGCGGCUGACUAGUCGAAGACAUGGGGAGAGAGGAAAACUGGAGACUUGCAGCAUCAUCGUGUGAGAUAUUCUGAGACAGGGGGGAGCUUUUCCAAACUGAAAGCAAGGGGAGUAGUCUUGCCAGGAGGCUCUGCUGGGCUCGACUCUGGCCACGGGGAGAAUGCUGUAACAUUGAUUCCCAUCUCCUGGGCUGGUUACUCUGUUGCAUUUUGUAGUCGCUACCCCUUGAACCGGAACUCCUCGACUCGAUUGGUUACACUGCACUGAUGUUACACUGUGUCUGCCUUCGGAAGAUAAGUCACCAUUUCAGACACCAGCUUCCCAGGGAUGUAAACGGCUCCAGCUGAAAAUCGUAGGGUUUAUUUUUAAAGGGAAAAUUAAAAAAAACAACCCAAAACGCUUCAAUCGAAGGAUGCCUAAUGGCAGAUGACUUUUGAUGGGCAAAUUUUGUUAUUUUUUUUGGAGGAAAAAAAUGACUUGGCUGUGGAAAAUGAGGAUGGAGAGGGAGACGAGAGGCUAGACUCCUUCGGGGUCAGUCAGUCUGAUAAGGGCGAAGGGAGAGAUCACACCGGCUUAUUUCAGAUGGGUGUGCAGUGCUGGCUGCAGCCGGACGAGGGUGUAUCUCAGAUCGGACACUGAUUUUUUUUCCCUCUCUCUUCCCCACACCCACCCUUCCUCGUCCCCCUUGAAUUUUGAUUUUUGUUGUGUGUGUGUGUGUGUGGUGGGAGAGGCGAACCCAUUGCACCCCCCCUUGUUGGUUGGGUGCGAGAGCUUCAUUCAAGCCGAAGGGAGGGAGAGGGAGAGGGAGGAUUGAUUUAAGCAGGAGGGAAGAUGGGGAACACCACUUCUUGCUGCGUCUCGUCCAGCCCCAAGCUGCGGAGGAACCACGCUCGGCUGGAAACCUACCGCACCGACACCGACAUCAGCCGGGAGGACACGGGCUGCAACUUGCAACACAUCAGCGACCGGGAGGCGGUGGACGAUCUAAACAUGGAAUUUAACCCUUCAGACCACCCUCGUGCCAGUACCAUGUUUUUAAGCAAGUCGCAAACAGAUGUGAGAGAGAAACGGAAAAGCCUCUAUGUAAAUCAUCAACCUCCAGGGCAGAUGAGGAGGAAAUACAGCUCUUGCUCCACCAUAUUCCUGGAUGACAGCACAGUCAGUCAGCCAAAUCUCAAAUAUACCAUCAAAUGUGUAGCUCUUGCAAUAUAUUACCACAUCAGGAACAGAGAUUCAGAUGGAAGAAUGUUGUUAGAUAUAUUUGAUGAGAAGCUCCACCCAUUGUCGAAAACAGAAAUGCCAGCAGAUUAUGACCGACAUGAUCCAGAACAGAAACAGAUAUACCGUUUUGUGCGAACGUUAUUCAGUGCAGCUCAGCUCACUGCAGAAUGUGCUAUUGUAACUUUGGUGUAUCUCGAGCGGCUCUUAACAUACGCAGAGAUUGAUAUUUGCCCCAGUAACUGGAAACGGAUUGUAUUGGGGGCCAUCCUACUUGCAUCCAAGGUAUGGGACGAUCAAGCUGUUUGGAAUGUGGACUACUGCCAAAUCCUUAAAGAUAUCACAGUGGAAGACAUGAAUGAGUUGGAACGGCAGUUCCUGGAGCUGCUGCAGUUCAACAUCAAUGUGCCCUCCAGUGUUUACGCAAAGUAUUACUUUGACCUACGGUCCUUGGCAGAAGCCAACAAUCUGAGUUUCCCACUGGAACCACUCAGCAGAGACAGAGCGCAGAAACUGGAGGUGAGUGGCAAACAGAGACUUAGAGCGUAGAGACUUGGCCAGCUU